AUGUCUGCCCCAUGUCAUUGUGCCCACGCCAACCAAGACCUGGCCGUGUCUAAGCCAGGCUCUCAAUCGAACGUACCUGAAUACUCGGACCCCAACCACCCGGCUAAUCUCAUUUGCGAGUUGUGCCGCUUAUUUUAUGAUAAUAAUUGGGUUACUGGUACAGGAGGAGGGAUCUCUAUCCGCGACGUCGAUGGCCCUGACCCCAAUAUCGUCUACAUUGCUCCUCUGGGAGUUCAAAAGGAGCGUAUUCGGCCGUGGGAGAUGUUUGUGGUGAGCUUGCCGGAUGAAAAGCUUCUUCAAUCGCCUAAUGACUGUCCUCCUGAGUUGACGAAACUGUACAAGUACAAGCCUCUGGCGUGUACCCCGUUGUUCAUGAGCUGUUAUACCAUGAGAGACGCUGGUGCUUGUAUUCACACUCACUCCCAAAGUGCAGUGAUGGUGACAUUGUUGUCGCAAGCCACGUUCGAAAUCUCACACAUUGAGCAAAUUAAAGCUUUGCCAAAGUUAGAGGUCAACGAAGAGGGUAAAGUGGUCAAGGUGGGGUCGAUGCAGUACUAUGAUACCCUUGUUAUUCCUAUCAUCGACAAUACGCCUCAUGAAGAGGACUUGACUGAUUCGUUACAGGAAGCCAUUCGCAACUACCCCGGAACAUCAGCAGUUUUGGUCCGUCGUCAUGGUAUCUAUGUGUGGGGUGAAACUGUGUGGAAGGCUAAAGUUUAUAACGAAGCCAUUGACUAUUUGUUAGAGUUGGCGGUAAAGAUGCACGCCGCGGGAAUCCCCUGGGUGAAGAAAUAG
This is a messenger RNA of Diutina rugosa, 795 nucleotides long. RefSeq names its product methylthioribulose 1-phosphate dehydratase. NCBI's taxonomy places the organism in Eukaryota, Fungi, Ascomycota, Pichiomycetes, Serinales, Debaryomycetaceae. The coding region runs from base 1 to 795 and encodes 264 amino acids. Gene Ontology annotation, cellular component: cytoplasm. The record is from RefSeq and is a predicted model, not a curated record. Gene Ontology annotation, molecular function: metal ion binding; methylthioribulose 1-phosphate dehydratase activity. The transcript has a single exon.